This is a messenger RNA of Scaptodrosophila lebanonensis, 4084 nucleotides long. RefSeq lists its product as uncharacterized. NCBI's taxonomy places the organism in Eukaryota, Metazoa, Arthropoda, Insecta, Diptera, Drosophilidae. The transcript has a single exon. The coding region runs from base 6 to 2831 and encodes 941 amino acids. Gene Ontology annotation, molecular function: protein binding. The record is from RefSeq and is a predicted model, not a curated record.
GCAAUAUGCAUAUCAAGAGGCAACAACUCGGGCAGGUGGUUAGCCCGCAGCUGAGACUCACGGGCUGGGUCAGCUGCAUGAUGCUGAUGCUCGUGCUGUUGUUUUUGCUGCAACUGCAACCCGCUAGCAGCAAUCGGUACAAUAGCAACAACAACAACAACAAUGGCAACCAAUUGCGGCUCUAUGCCAGCGGCGGCAGCAGCAGCGGCAGCAGCAACAUCAAUGGACAUGGCAAGCCCGCACAUCGUGAGAACAGCAACAACAAUCAGCACAAUGAGGUAUAUCCGAUAGCCGAUAGUCAACCGAUGACGGAUGACUAUAUGGCGCCCUUUCAACUGCCCCACCAAAACCAUCAUGACGAGGUGCAGCCGCAGCCGCAUUUAAGCAGCUGCCAAACGGUAUGCGCCUGCAAGUGGAAAGGCGGCAAACAGACUGUGGAAUGCAUCGAUCGUCUACUCAUCCAAAUACCCGAACAUAUAGAUCCAUCCACCCAGGUGCUGGACAUGUCGGGCAACAAGCUGCAGACGCUCUCGAACGAGCAGUUCGUGCGCGCCAAUCUGCUGAACCUGCAAAAGCUAUAUCUGCGCAACUGCAAGAUCGGCGAGAUCGAGCGCGAGACCUUCAAGGGGCUGACAAAUCUGGUCGAGUUGGAUUUAUCGCAUAAUCUGUUGGUGGUGGUGCCAUCGCUGGCACUCAGCUAUAUCUCGUCGCUGCGCGAACUAACGCUGGCCUCCAACCAUAUACACAAAAUCGAUGCAGAGGCCUUUGCGAGCACACCGGCGCUGCACAAAUUGGACUUGUCCCACUGUGACAUACAGAGCAUAUCGCCGCAGGCCUUUGCAGGACUCCAGGGCCUCACCUUGUUGCGCUUGAAUGGCAAUAAGCUAAGCGAGCUGUUGCCCAAAACCAUAGAGACUUUGAGUCGCCUACAUGGCAUCGAGUUGCACGAUAAUCCUUGGCUAUGCGAUUGUCGACUAAGAGACGCCAAAUUGUGGCUCAUGCAGCGCAACAUACCCUACCCGGUGGCACCUGUAUGCUCGGGUGGCCCCGAGCGCAUCAUCGAUCGCACCUUUGCCGAACUGCAUGUGGACGACUUCGCCUGCCGGCCCGAAAUGCUCCCCAUCUCGCACUAUGUGGAGGCUGCGAUGGGCGAAAAUGCUUCGAUAACCUGUCGAGCUCGCGCCGUGCCCGCGGCCAGCAUUAAUUGGUACUGGAAUGGACGCUUGCUGGCCAAUAACAGCGCCUUCAGCGCCUACCAACGCGUCCACAUGUUCGAGGAACUGGGCGGCUUUGAGAAGCGCUCACGUCUCGUGCUCACCAAUGCGCAGGAAACCGACUCCAGCGAAUUCUACUGCGUCGCCGAGAAUCGUGCGGGCACGGCCGAGGCAAAUUUCACGUUGCACGUGAGCAUGCGGGCGGCGGGCAUGGCCUCCCUGGGCAGUGGCCAAAUAGUGGGCAUUAGUGCUGCACUGGUCGCCCUCAUAGUCUUCGCCCUCGCCGUGGCCAUGUGCCUGCUGUUGCGUGUCAAGCGCCAGCCCUAUGCGGACAGCAAGACGCCCAACCACAUGGAGGUCAUCACGUCGGUGAAUCACCAGAAUUCCAUCACGAACAAGACACAACCGGUUACGGGCAAUGGCAGUAUUGGAGGCGUCGUUAUUGCCAAUGGUGCUGUGGCCAAUUGCAUCGACGGAGCUGCCGGCACGCUCGAGCGCAAGGGCAGCGGGCGUGGCCUUGCUGUAGGUGGUGGCAGUGGUGGUAAUGGCGCCAGCCUUAACCUUAUGGAGCAGCGCAGUGCAAACCCUGUGCAGAAGCCGCCCAGACUCACGGAUCUGCCCUACUCCACCAAUAGCUAUGAGAAUGCUGGCAGUGUGCUGUCCACGGCCAGCUGCUUCAUCUCGCCUACGGCUUCGGCGGGCAACAAUCCGGAUCUGAUCAACGAUACGAAACGCUUUGGCAGCGACGAAUAUGUCGAUUUGAAGGUGCCUACCAUAUUGUCGGCCGAAUUGGUGGGUGUGGCGAAUGCUGCUGCCUCCAGUGGUGAAUACAGUCGGGCAAAUGGCUGCGAUUCGCUCUACCCAUCCGGCCUGUGGGAGCAUACGCCGGCAGGCGCCAGUUCCGCGGAUGAUCUAUUCCUCAAACGCUACACGGACAAGACGCCCAUCAUAGACUCCACACAGCUGUACGAUCUGCACGAGCGCUCCACGGACUACUUCAGCAAGACGUUUCCACGCACCCACUUCAAUGCAACUCUUCAGCAGGCGGGCGGCGCCGGAGGGACUGGACAGGCGCAGGCCAGCUGCUCCACUUCGGGCUCUCCCCGACCUAGUGGCGCACACUCGACCACCUCGACGGCUACCACCAAUCUAUCCGGAUCUUCAGGCUAUCCCAACGACUACGGCCUGCCGUUGGUGCCAGGCGCGGAGCACCAGCACAAUCAUCUCCUACAGAUGCAUCCGCUGCAGCAGCUUCAGCAGCAGCUCAACUCGACGCUUAAUCACAGCGGCAGCGGAGGAGGCAGCGGCGGCGGCAGCACGCACAGCAGCCCACACUUUAGCAGUCGCACCUUGCCACGACUUCACGAUGCGGGCGGCGGCGGCGGCGGUGGCAACUCAUCGGCCUCCUCAUCUCCACCGCCAGCACCUGCCAGCUCCUCCAGUUCCUGCUCCAUACUGCCCAACGGGCAGCCCAUCAAUGCGAAGACAAUACGCGUCUGGCAGAAAGGGGGCGUGCCGGUGCUGCCGCCCGUAACGGCUCUCAAACGCGCCCUCAUCAGCAGCAGCCGCAACUCUCCCGACGAGGGUUACCAGGAGGGUUGUGGCACCGAUGUCUAAACACCAGCCACCCGAUUCCUGCAGAAUGAACUGACUAAGCUUAACGACUAUAAAUUUUUUUUUUUUUUUCUCUCUCUCUGUAAAGUAGUAGCAUCGAGAUUCAAAGAUUUAUUACGAGUACCGGCUGGUUGCAUAUCGGGCGAGCGUGAGGAGAGUGAGGAGCGUGAAGAGCGCGCGAAGCGAGCGAAGAAUUGUUUGUGAUAGUGUCUGAUAAAAGAUAAAGCGAAUGAAGAUAAUAAAACUAAAUAGAAACUGCACUCAAGCAACUGCAAAUGAAACUGCAAAUGCAAAAUGUAAAAGUAACUAAAGUAUACUUCUAGGCCUAGACGACAAACCCUAGGCAUUAACCCUAAACAAAACACUACAACUAAAGGCUAAGCGCAAACUUAAACUAAACUUAACUAAACAUACAUUGUAAAUAACCAGACCGAGUAACAAAAAAGCUGAAAACAGAAGACAGACAACAUGCCUCCCCACUUUGAAAUGAAAACCCUCAACAACAAUAAUUGCAACAAAAACACAGCAGCAACUGCGACAACAACAACAUGAACAAGUAAAACUCCAAGUAAAUUACAAGUCUAGCCUCAUGUAUGUAAAUGUAGCUAAAUGUAAACCUAAAUGUUGCUCCAACCAUAUGUGUGUAUUUCUCCAAAUUGGUGUGUGUGCGAGGAUGCCUGUGCUGGUGUGUGUUUGCCUAACUCUUGUCAAAGGCACAAAUGGGCGAACCAAAUGGGCUGCCAAGAGGGAGGGGAGUGAAGCAAAUAAGCAAGUAUGUAAGUUACAGUCAGAUGGCAAAUUAACAAAAAUAUAAACUAUAGUCGUAUAUAUUUUUAAAAGCCCAGGCUACAGCAAGUUCUAACGAAAAGCACUGACUACUAAUACAAAGAAGCAGCGAUGAGAGAAUGGGAAUAAAAGAAAGAGCACAUUUAAUAAAAAAAAAGAAACAACAUUUGUAAAGAAAGUAAAAAAAAACUAUCCGUGUAAUUGUAUAUAGUAGUUAUGCCACAAGAUAGACAGAAAGCAAAUUACAGAUCCUAGGAUGAGUUCACACAGACAAGACUAGCGAUCCAAAUCUAUUAGGUGUCUUUCCGUUUCCAAAAUAAAUAAAUUGCAUUUUAAGAUUCUUCCUUCUCAGUAACUUGUAACGCCCUUAAACUGCCCAAUAUUUAUAAUUUAAACACAAACUGGCACAACAUUUCUUUUAUAGUUUGUUAUUUACUAAGCAAGUUUUAAUAUAUAGAUACGUAUAUAAG